Apaloderma vittatum (bar-tailed trogon) is the source of this 1026-nucleotide messenger RNA. RefSeq names its product ADP-ribosylation factor-like 13B (gene ARL13B). Lineage: Eukaryota; Metazoa; Chordata; Aves; Trogoniformes; Trogonidae. Gene Ontology annotation, biological process: receptor localization to non-motile cilium; non-motile cilium assembly. The record is from RefSeq and is a predicted model, not a curated record. The coding region runs from base 1 to 1026 and encodes 341 amino acids. Gene Ontology annotation, cellular component: non-motile cilium; motile cilium; ciliary membrane. The transcript is spliced from 9 exons.
AUGCUAUUGGCUGUAAGGUUGGAUGCAGUUGCAGUGUAUAUGAAAGACAAAUCUGAUCAGGAAGAACAGACACAGAAACUUGGAGUGUUUAUCUUCUGUAAUCCUCUUUGCUACGGUAUCUUUAAGAAGUUGGCAAAUAAACAGGACAGAGAAGGAGCUCUGUCAGAAGCAGAUGUAAUUGAGUCCUUAUCUCUGGAAAAGCUUGUCAAUGAACACAAGUGUCUAUGUCAAAUCGAACCUUGCUCAGCUAUCAUGGGCUGUGGGAAAAAAAUUGAUAAGUCAAUAAAAAAGGGUUUAUAUUGGCUUCUGCAUAUCAUAGCAAAAGAUUUUGAUGCCUUAAAUGAGCGCAUCCAAAGAGACACUUCAGAACAAAAAGCAUAUGAAGAACAAAAGAAACUAGAACGAGCUGAGCGAGUGAGAAGGAUACGAGAAGAAAGAGAGAGAGAGGAAGGAAGAAAUGCACCUGAUGAGGAAGACAUUGAGCCUGGGAACUCUGAAAACCCCUUCCAGCCUAUAUCUACUGUAAUCUCUGAGAAUGAAAAGCAAAUUGAAAAGGAAAAGAAGCGACAAAGAUUGGAGAGUGAAAAGGCUACGAUUGUACAGAAAUCACAAACAGAGCAGGAACAAGUGGAUGCCCAGCCCUUAUCAAGCAGCAGCAGCCAAAACACAAGUGACAGUAGGCUAGAAAUGUGCAAUUCUGCAACUACACAGCUUUUGCAGCAUGAGGAGAGCGAGCAGCAAACCUCAGAAUGCCUUGACUCAGAUAACAGUAAGAAAAAAAAUAAAAAACCAAAAUUAAAAAGAGGCCACAGAGUAGAACCUGUUAAUGCAGAGGUCACUGUUCCUAAAAAUCCUACACCAGCACCGGCUCUUCUACCAGUUGGCUGGGGAACUCCUAAACCUAACAGACUUCAAAAACUUGAGCCUCUUGGUGAAACACAUCGUGCUGAUUUCUAUGGGAAGCCUCUGCCCCCACUGACUAUACGCCAAAGACCCAACAGUGAUACCCAUGACAUCAUUGCUUAA